Messenger RNA from Iphiclides podalirius (scarce swallowtail), 867 nucleotides. The record is from the annotation of a GenBank genome assembly. NCBI's taxonomy places the organism in Eukaryota, Metazoa, Arthropoda, Insecta, Lepidoptera, Papilionidae.
AUGGCGAACCCUGGGAUUGGAGUGUCAUUUGAUCCAAAUGAUAUGUCCAGCUGGUACUUCGGCGGGCUGUCAAGAGCGGAGGCGACGAAACUGCUCCUCAAUGAGACCGAGAGCGGCGUGUUCCUCGUGCGCGACUCGAAGACCAUACACGGGGACUACGUACUCUGCGUCAGGGAGGACGACAGGGUGUCGCACUACAUCAUCAACCACGUGGUCUCCGCCGACGGCACCACCAGGUUCAGGAUCGGGGACCAGCUCUUCGCGGACAUGCCGGCGCUGCUCUCCUUCUACCGUCUCCACUACCUGGACACCACGCCGCUGGUGCGGCCUCUGCCCCAGGCGAGGGCGAGGGCGGCCGCCCCCCCACCCCCGCAGCCUCACCAGGUGCUGGAGCUGGUGAUAGCCAAGUUCGACUUCGUCGGCAGCGACGCCGACGAUUUGCCGUUCAGGCGGGGCGAGAGGCUAAUGGUAAUAAACAGGGAUGAGGAGCAGUGGUGGACGGCGCGCAACAGCCAGGGCCGUACCGGUUCUAUCCCCGUUCCCUACGUGCAGAGGAUCCUGGACCCGUCGGGGGUCCCGUACCCGCCCUCGGAAGCGCUCAGCCAGUUGGGGGACCCCCCCAGCCCGCCAGGCAACAGGCAUCCGCAGCAACGCACCAACAUGCAGCGCACGCUACCCGCAUUGGCGCGAGUCAGACAAACCCGCGUGCCGAACGCGUAUGACAAGACCGCGCUGAAACUGGAAGAAGGCGACAUUGUUAAGGUGACCAAAAUGAACAUCAACGGCCAGUGGGAGGGCGAGCUGAACGGGAAAGUGGGCCACUUCCCGUUCACGUACGUCGAGUUCCUUGACGACAACACCGCCAGC